Messenger RNA from Erigeron canadensis, 648 nucleotides. RefSeq lists its product as uncharacterized. NCBI's taxonomy places the organism in Eukaryota, Viridiplantae, Streptophyta, Magnoliopsida, Asterales, Asteraceae. The transcript has a single exon. The record is from RefSeq and is a predicted model, not a curated record. The coding region runs from base 1 to 648 and encodes 215 amino acids.
AUGAUUAUAGUCUUUUUUCUCAAGAUCGUUGAUGGUCAAAUGACAAUUGUCGCAAUUUAUGUUGAUGACAUCUUGGUUAUUGGUUCAGAUCCCACUUCUGUUUCUCAACUGAAGACUUUUUUACAUAAGCAGUUCACCAUUAAAGACUUGGGUUUUCUUAAUUAUUUUCUGGGGUUAAAGGUUCAUUAUCCUAACGAUGGGAUCGUUCUGACUCAAAGGAAGUAUACUCAAGAAUUGCUCGCUGAAACAGGUUUCUUGGAUGCUAAACCUGUUGUUACUCAACUACCUCAAAAUAUGAAGUUUUCUGACCCUUGCAGCCCUUAUUUAAAAGACCAGUCUACUUAUCGAUCAUUGAUAGGUAAGCUUAAUUUUUUGACUUACACACGUCCAGACUUGGCUUUCGCGGUUCAGACUUUAAGUCAAUUCAUGAAAAAUCCACAACAGAUUCACCUGGACGGUGUUCAUCAUUUGUUAAGAUACUUAAAAGGGACCAACGAGAAAGGUAUUUUACUCAACGGUUCAACAAACCUGAGUCUUCAUGCUUACUCGGAUUCUGAUUGGGCAGCAUGUCCCGUUUCUCGUCGUUCCGUCACAGGCUAUGUUAUCUUAUUCGGGGGUUCUCCAAUUAGUUGGAAGUCCAAGAAAUAA